Molecule: messenger RNA, 858 nt
Organism: Naegleria gruberi
Lineage: Eukaryota; Heterolobosea; Eutetramitea; Acrasida; Naegleriidae
Exons: 3
Biological process (GO): transport
Molecular function (GO): transmembrane transporter activity
Source: RefSeq, a predicted model, not a curated record
GUAAAAGGUUUUUUAGCAGGAGUGAGUAGUGGUGUUGCAAAGUUAGUUGUUGGUCAUCCGUUCGAUACUGUCAAAGUUAGAUUACAAACAGAGGGAUAUCAUGGUAAAUUCUCUGGUCCUAUUGAUUGUCUUGUUCAAACUGCCAAGAAAGAAGGAGUGAAAGGUCUUUAUAAAGGUGCAUUGGUUCCUUUGUUUGGCUGGUCAAUUAUGGAUAGUGUUUUACUUGGAACUGUUACUUAUGUAAGAAAAUAUAUAAAGGAAUCAAGCAAAGAUCCAAAUUAUCAAUUAACAAUACUGGACCAUUCUAUUGCUGGAUUUGUUGGUGGUAUGACUUGCAGUUUUGUGGCUAAUCCUAUUGAACAAAUUAAAUCAAGACUCCAAGUUCAAUAUAAUUGGGAUACUUCUACUCAAAGGUACAAAGGACCUGGAGAUUGCAUGAAACAACUUUACCGUAAUCAUGGUGUGGCAGGAUUUUAUACAGGAAUGACAGGAACAUUGUGGUUCCGUUCAUUUUGUUCAGUUUACAUUGGAUCCUAUGAAUAUUUCAAACAAUUAGGAAAUGAAUAUAGGGUACCAACUACUCUAAAUAACUUUAUUGCUGGAGGAAGUGCUGCAACAGUAAUGUGGAUUGGAUGUUUCCCUGCAGACACAGUGAAAAAUAGAAUCAUGUCACAACCAGAUGUUCCAAAAGAUCAAUUGAAAUAUAAGGGCUUGAUUGAUUGUGUGAAAAAGAUUUAUGUUAAUGAAGGAGGGUUGAAAGGAUUUUAUCGUGGAUUUGUUCCAUGCCUAUUGAGAUCAUUCCCAACAAAUGGAGCCUCAUUCUUAGCUUGGGAAUUUACAAUGAAAUGGCUUUCUUAA